AUGGGGAAGACCUUCGAAGGCAUACAUGCCUGCUCGAUAGGCCGAUUCAAGGACGGGAACGGCGAGAAGAUUCCUCAGUGGAUCCGGAGCAACGGCGGACAAUACUCGAGAGAGAUGCACACCGGCGUGACGCACUUGAUCACGACUAAGGAGGCUUUUCUCAAGGAUGCGUCAGCCGUUUUGGAAGCCAAGGGUCUCAAGAAGGUCAAGAUCGUCUCGUUCGAUUGGCUGGAAGACUCAUUACUUAGCAAAUCCAGGCGGCCCAAGCAUGAGGGCCCGUAUCUACUGGAGAAUAUCUUGAGGGCGGAAAAGAUUCAGAAGGGCAAGAGGAAGGCGGAUCAGCUUCAAAACCAAACCAAACGUCCCAAAGUCGACCCGUUUGCUGUCAACAAGAAAGGUGCUUCGAAGAUCAAGAGUCACCCCUACAUGGAUUCAGCCACGGGGGAGUCCUGGCAAGCAACUCUCCUUCGUCAAGGUCCACCGCCACAGUCCACGGAGAAAUAUCUGAUACAGAUCUUCGAGACCGACACCAAGCCACACACGUACUCGACGUACGUCAAGUACUCUCGAACCGGUACUUCCAGAGUGGAACUUCUGGCUCCUCCGAAAAGCAAUCUGGACAUCGCCACGACUACAUUCAAGAUGUUCUUUAGGACUCAGGCAGGCAAAGAAUGGGAAGAAAGAGAGAAUGGCAUCAUGCCGCCGCCCAAAACGGACUCCGAGGACAACGUGGUGCCUUUACAUCAGGGCUGGUACCACUUGGAGACGAGGGGUUCCAUGCUCAUGAAAUGGCUUAUGAAGCCGGUUGCUCUUCAGGCAGAUGUUCAGCCAGGUGGUGAUGGGUCGGCUUCGCAGGACGGCCAAGGGAUUGUCUUGAUGGAGGAUUCACGGUCAGAGAGCAGCGACGAAGAGCAGGAAUCGAUCUACGGCUACUGCUGUGAGGAUGGGGAUGGAGAAAUGGAGUUUGAUGAUGCGAACGGCAUGUCUUUGGACAAUACCAUUUAG
This is a messenger RNA of Penicillium lagena, 1005 nucleotides long. RefSeq names its product BRCT domain protein. NCBI's taxonomy places the organism in Eukaryota, Fungi, Ascomycota, Eurotiomycetes, Eurotiales, Aspergillaceae. The record is from RefSeq and is a predicted model, not a curated record. The coding region runs from base 1 to 1005 and encodes 334 amino acids. The transcript is spliced from 5 exons.